Molecule: messenger RNA, 1338 nt
Organism: Glarea lozoyensis ATCC 20868
Lineage: Eukaryota; Fungi; Ascomycota; Leotiomycetes; Helotiales; Helotiaceae
Product: sulfite transporter Ssu1
Exons: 5
Coding region: 1-1338 (445 amino acids)
Biological process (GO): transmembrane transport; sulfite transmembrane transport
Cellular component (GO): plasma membrane
Molecular function (GO): sulfite transmembrane transporter activity
Source: RefSeq, a predicted model, not a curated record
AUGGCGACUAUUUCUGCUUCUAGAAUGACGAAUUUAGCAAGUACAGCACCACCAGAUCUAAGCGUCUCAUCUUCAGGAAUCUUUGCUGGACCGAGUAGUCAGAAGUUCUCUUCCUCAGAUCCCCCAGCGACGACCGGAGACCAAAACAAAAGCCAGCAUGCAGACAAAAUCCAACAAUCGACUGAAGACGAAGGAUGGCGCAAGAUCGUCCGAAAUUUCACACCAUCAUGGUUCUCUGUGAAUAUGGGGACAGGUAUAGUCUCAAUACUCCUUCAUACCAUUCCAUUCAACGGAAGCUGGCUCUACUGGAUCUCAAUCGCAAUCUUUGCGCUCAAUGUCAUCUUAUUUUGCACUUUCUUCGCCGUCUCUUUUCUCCGAUACACCCUAUAUCCUGAGAUUUGGGGCGCCAUGAUCAGACACCCGGGCCAAAGUCUUUUUCUGGGAACCUUUCCAAUGGGACUUGCUACAAUCAUAAACAUGCUUGUCUUGGUAUGUGUUCCUGUUAUGGGACAUCGGGCAAUACAACUUGCUUGGACUCUAUGGUGGUUCGAUGCUGCAGUAUCUAUAGCUUGCUGCUUCUACGUUCCGUUUGCGAUCAUGACUCUCCAUACAACGUCUUUGAACAAGAUGACAGCCCCUUGGCUUCUGCCAAUCGUAGCACCCAUCGUUGCAGCCGCUACUGGUGCAGUCGUUGCCAGCGUUCUCCCUCCGCAAGAGGCUCUCUGGACUAUAAUCGCGUCGUACAUCCUCUGGGGAAUCGGUGUCCCUACAGCCAUGGUCAUUUUGGUGAUCUAUUUUCAACGGCUCACCAUGGUUUCCUUACCCCCAAUUGAAGUCGCUGUAUCAGUAUUCCUUCCUCUAGGACCACUCGGCCAAGGUGGUUACGGUAUCAUGAAGCUCGGCAAACUAGCACUUAUAGUCUUUCCUGAAACCCACACACUCUCCGAACAUAUGGUUAAUGCUGGCGAGAUACUAUACGUGGUGGGUUGGCUGACUGCUACCAUUAUGUGGGGAUUUGCUCUGGUCUGGCUGUUCUUCGCGGUGAUGAGUGUCAGCAGAAUGAGGUUUCCCUUUAAUAUGGGUUGGUGGGCCUUCACUUUCCCAUUGGGUGUCUUUACAUCUAGCACUCUUCAAAUGGGACGGGAGUUGCCAAGUCGGUUCUUUGAUAUCUUCGGGACAAUUACUGCAACAGCCGUGACGCUUCUGUGGAUCGUUGUUGCAAUAAAAACCAUUCAGGGUGUUGCGAACGGAACGCUAUUCGUUGCUCCGGACCUGGCUUCUCUGAAAGAUAAAUCCAAGGAAACGGAUGUCGAGGCUGGGAUUCCGAGCAAAACUUGA